Danio rerio (zebrafish) is the source of this 2700-nucleotide messenger RNA. NCBI's taxonomy places the organism in Eukaryota, Metazoa, Chordata, Actinopteri, Cypriniformes, Danionidae. The record is from RefSeq and is a predicted model, not a curated record.
CACCAACAUUUUGCUGGUAACUAUAGCAACAAGGCGAAAAGCUAGACCGCUAGUUAGCAAGCGUCGCAGCUAUCCUUACCUUAUCAUAGAAUUUAUCCCCUAAAAAUACAAAUAAAUAAAAUUCCAAGCUGAAAUGCUGUAUGAUGAAAUUAUGACCUAUAUUUUGUCCAACAGUAUUUGAAGUGUGUGUAGUUUGGUGUUGUUUACACCUGGAGCUAGCAAGUUUGCUAGCUAUAACGUUAUCUCAGCACCGCUGUGUUGUGAUCUAUGAUGGGCAAAGAUGUGGAGGAUGUUUCUGCGUCUCUAGUACGGGAAUAUCUCAGCCGAAAGGGCCUCAAGAAAACCAUAGCUUGCAUGGAUGAAGAACUUCCACGAACUCAUUCAAGCGUCAAUAACAGAUCAGACCUGCGGAGUAUACUUCAUCUUGAGGGCCUUUACAAAAAGAAUAAGGCAGAAGAGCAUCCUUUGAAGUCAAUGUUAGAGAUGAUUGUGAAGGACAGAAUGAGUGAAGGUGGAAAAACCAAAGGUCAUCGACAAGGUGACGUUCAAGCACAUGCAUUGGAUCAAACCAUGUCCAGUUCUUCCAUAGAUAUGACUGAGACUAUUAAGAGAGAUGAAAGUUGUUUGCACAAUCUCUCGUCGAACAAUCCAAGGUUAUCUGAAAGCAGCCGUGUGUCACAGGUUAUUGUGUCUCCCCAAACACCUUCUGAAAAGAGACAAGACAAGGCAAAGACAAGUUUGGACCUUUCAUCAUCUAGCCGGGAUAGUCUCUUAACCAUGUCUAAAGAGGGAUUUCUCUCUGAGACAAAGGUUCUAGAUACUGACAGCCAGAAGAACAGAGGCAGCAGGAUAAGACGAGGGAUUAUGGCAGGUCCUAUUUGCAGUUCCUCACAGGAAAGUAACAGAAGACGUCCAACACGAAAAACAGCUUCAUCUGUCAUAGAAACAAUGGAGGAUUGCAGGCAAGCAUCAAACUGGACGAAUGGCUUCAAUACUACAAAUACAAAGUCUAAACCAUCAGCUUUUCUUCAAGUUGAAAGCAGUUCGAUUUCUAAUUUACAUAAAGGAAAUAUUGACCAUGAUGGACAUGAGAGGAUGACAAAAGCCAAGCAAAAGAAUUCGGCGCCCAGCCUAAAUUUGGAUGGCCUCCAUGUGCUGGAAAUGGUUUUAGAUGACAUUGAGUAUGAAGAGAGCUUGUGUGAUAUUUCUAGAAAAAUCCUGCCAGAAUAUAGUUUGGACAAGACUUCCAUGGACCAGAUGACUGCUGUUGCUCUAAAAGAAAUCAUCUUUGGUUCCUCCAUGGCUUGUUUCACUGAGGAGUGGAAGCAGCAGAGUUUUACCUUUUCAGAUACUCCUGGCUUGAAAUACGGGAUUGUACAGAAGAAGGGUGGACCCUGUGGUGUCCUUGCAGCAGUUCAGGCUUGUGUUCUAGAGAAGCUUCUGUUUGAAGAAUCAAGCUGUGACUCCGUAGAUCAGAGACUGGAGGUGUCGAGCAUUGUAAGAACAAAAUGUCUCUAUCUGGCUUUGGCUGAUGUGAUUUGGAGAGCUGGGAAUAUGAAUAGAGCAACAGUUGCAAUAAACACAGGAAGAAGUGUGUUCACCCCGAUCGGGCGCUACAAAUCUGAUGGAAUUCUAGAAAUGAUAACAUACGUCACUGUUGAGACCUUGGAUGAUCUCACUUUAGUUCUUGAACAGCAUGUUAGACAGUUUGAGUCUGGUCCCUUUGGCUGUAUUCUACUUACCAUCUCCGCCAUUCUUUCCAGAACUAUUGCAAUUGUACGAAGUGACAUGGAUGUGCCAACCUCCACUCUCAUUGGAGCUCACGGCUACUGCACACAGGAAUUGGUAAAUCUAUUACUUUGUGGACGCGCUGUUUCAAACGUCUUUGAUGAUGAAAUGAAGCUUGAUUCCGGAAAUGGAAAUUUUACCCUUCUGAGGGGAAUUAAAACACGAUCUGAUAUUGGGCUGCUCUCUUUAUUUGAGCACUAUAAUAUAUGCAAGGUUGGAUCUCACCUGAAAAACCCCACGUUUCCAAUUUGGGUGGUGUGCAGCGAGAGCCAUUUCAGUGUUCUCUUUAGUCUCUCUAAAGAUCUGGCGUCCGAUCACUGUACGGAGAACGAGUUUGACUUGUACUAUUAUGAUGGAUUGGCCAACCAGCAGGAACCAAUUAGAUUAACAGUCUAUCCACAUUCUGCUGCUAAGGCUGCUGCGCACAAUGACAACACAGACGAUGACCUCAUCCCUCCGCUGGAGCUCUGCAUCAGAACCAAAUGGCCAAAUGCAGUGGUCAACUGGAAUGAUACAGAUCCCAUUCUUUGAUGAUGCAUGUUUUUUUGAUUUGUUAGCUCCAUGCGAUUAUUGAUUUUAUCUGGUGUAAAACAAAUUUUUAUUAGGUUUAAAUUGAAAAAGCACAUGUGUAGUAUUUAUUUUGUCUUGUGUGAUAAGCUUUUUUUGCUGCUAUUCUUGAUAGUGUUUCAUCUUUUUUGAUGUGAAUACAGAAGAACGAUGCAUUUUCUAAAAUUAUCAAUCAAAAGAUGGCCAAUAUUUUCAGUAUAUAUUAUACAAAAAUGUCUUGUUUGCUCCUCUCCUAUAUUUUUAAUCACGAUCUUCUUCAUUGUUUACUCCGGCAUGUUGUAUAUAAUUGUUUACAAUCUUUUUUGUCAUCACAAAGUCACUUUGACACUAAAAUAUUAGAAACUG